AUGGAAAACAUUGGUGUUGCAUCCCGAGGAAUAGUUCGUGAAGUGCUCACAAGAUACAACUAUCAAGAAUGGAAAACUCUAAUGGAAAACUAUUUGAGGGGGGAAAAUCUGUGGGAAGUUGAGGAGAGUGAUUCUGUUUUUGAUGCACAGAGAAACGCAAAGGCUCUGCAUAUUAUUCAACUAUCAUGUGCACCAAAUAUUUUAGAUCAAAUUAAACACUUUCAAACUUCCCACAUAGCUUGGAAUCACUUGGCUGAUGUCUGCAGGUCUGAGUUUAAAGGUCAACUGCAUAUUCGAUACGGUGUUAUAUCCGACAACCUUAGAGAGCACAAAGCUUUAUACAAGUUUGUGGAAACUGGUGAUUGGGAAGGCACGAGCUCAUUCUUGAGGGAUCAACCGAAUGCCAUAUUUUGGGCUCCGCCUUCAGGUAGGACGGUUCUUCAUGUUGCAACAAUAGAAGGACAUAUGAAAAUUGUGUAG
Vigna umbellata (rice bean) is the source of this 480-nucleotide messenger RNA. RefSeq lists its product as uncharacterized. The record is from RefSeq and is a predicted model, not a curated record. NCBI's taxonomy places the organism in Eukaryota, Viridiplantae, Streptophyta, Magnoliopsida, Fabales, Fabaceae. Gene Ontology annotation, cellular component: membrane. Gene Ontology annotation, molecular function: protein binding.